AUUUAAAGCUGGUGGUUAAGUUUAGGAGGUUUUACCUCGUCCCCGUCCCCGUCCCGUCCCGUCCCUGCUUUUCUCCGGAUCCCAACACACAAUGGGGGUUGGGAUGAUCCACCAUUGAUACCCUCAUCUACACAGAUCACCACCUCCUCCGCCUCCGCCUCCGCCUCCGCCUCCGCCUAUACCUACACGCUCCCCCAUUCGACAUGUCUCGUCCACCAAACUACGAGUUUCAGGAAUGGUGGAACAAGCAACGAGCCAAGGACCACGCCGAUGACCACUUCUCUUCCUCCAACUCCGAUAAUAUCACAUUCUUAACCGUCAAUAUCCAAAGCCCAGACUCCGCUGGCGCGGCGGCGGCGGCUGGGAAAGACCGCUCACGCAGCGCAAGGCAGUUGUCCUGGAUUUACCUCCUCAAGCUAAACCGAAUUGCUCAUUCAUUAGCUUUCGUUACCAAUGGCUUCAUUACUCUCAUCCGCACUGCGAAUCGUCGCAUAGCUACCUCAUCCGACAGCCCGCGGUCCGAGUCCAAGUUCUACAAGAUCAUCAAAUUCUUCUUGAUAUUGAGUGUUUGCCUUCUUUUCUUUGAACUUGUUGCUUACUUUAGAGGAUGGCAUUUUAGUCCUCCUACUCUGGAAGCCGGGGUGGAGGACUCGGUCGAGUAUAUCUAUGUGAAAUGGUUGGAAAUUAGGUCGAAUUAUUUAGCGCCGCUGUUGCAGUGCUUGGCGAAUGUGUGCAUUGUGUUGUUCUUGAUACAGUCUGUGGAUCGCUUCGUCUUGGUGCUGGGCUGUUUCUACAUUAAGAUUAGAGGUUUAAAACCUGUGGCGGAGAUGGAAUAUGAGCAGGAUGCUGCGUAUGAAAGCAUGAAUCCGGAUGAUUAUCCGAUGGUGCUGGUGCAGAUUCCCAUGUGCAAUGAGAGGGAGUUCUUUGAUCUUAUCAUCCCGGCUCAGGUAUACCAGCAAUCCAUCGCAGCUGCGUGCAUCCAGGAUUGGCCAAGGGAAAGAAUGCUCAUACAAAUUUUAGAUGAUUCAAAUGAUGCAGAUGUUCAAUUCCUUAUUAGGGCAGAAGUACAGAAAUGGCAACAGAGAGGUAUACACAUCAUUUAUAGACAUCGUCUUAUUCGGACGGGCUAUAAAGCAGGGAACCUUAGAUCUGCGAUGAGUUGUGAUUAUGUGAAAGAUUAUGAGUUUGUAGCCAUCUUUGAUGCGGAUUUCCAGCCAGCACCAGAUUUUCUGAAGAAUACUAUUCCUUACUUUAAGGGAAAAGAGGACCUCGCAUUGGUCCAAACCAGGUGGGCUUUUGUGAACAAGGAAGAGAAUUUGCUUACACGACUACAAAACAUAAAUCUGGCCUUUCAUUUUGAGGUUGAGCAACAGGUCAAUGGGUGGUUCAUUAACUUUUUCGGUUUUAAUGGAACUGCUGGUGUUUGGAGAAUCAAAGCCCUUGAGGACUGUGGUGGCUGGUUGGAUAGGACAACUGUUGAAGACAUGGAUAUUGCUGUUCGUGCUCACUUAUGUGGUUGGAAAUUCAUUUACUUAAAUGACGUUAAGUGCCUUUGUGAACUUCCCGAGUCCUAUGAAGCAUACAAAAAGCAGCAACACCGAUGGCAUUCAGGACCCAUGCAGUUAUUCCGCUUGUGUUUUGUUGACAUACUGCAUUCUAAGGUGAGUUUGGCCAAGAAAGCCAACCUGAUAUUUCUUUUCUUCCUCCUUCGGAAGCUUAUCCUUCCUUUUUACUCCUUCACACUGUUUUGCAUUAUUCUCCCGUUGACUAUGUUCCUGCCCGAAGCCCAGUUGCCAUUUUGGGUUGUCUGUUACAUCCCUGGAAUAGUCUCUAUACUGAACAUCCUUCCAUGCCCACAAUCAUUUCCAUUCAUUGUGCCCUAUCUUCUAUUCGAAAACACCAUGUCUGUGACCAAAUUUAAUGCAAUGAUAUCAGGGCUCUUUCAGUUGGGAAGUUCUUAUGAGUGGAUUGUCACAAAAAAACUGGGCAGAUCAUCAGAAGCAGAUUUAGUUGCGAUUGUUGAAAACGAAUCCUCAACUCUGUUGGAGGGUGGAGUGCCAAAGUCAUCCUCAGAAUCAGGACUAGCUGAGCUAAACAAGUUAGAGAUAACAAAGAAAUCUGGGAGAAAAAAGGGAAAUCGUUUGUACAGGAAGGAGCUUGGUCUUUCAUUUAUUUUGUUAACUGCUUCAGUCAGAAGUUUGCUAUCUGCCCAAGGGAUUCACUUCUAUUUCCUCCUAUUUCAAGGAAUCACUUUUCUUGUCGUUGGUCUUGAUUUGAUUGGAGAACAAGUGAGCUAACUCAAUAAAAAGUAUCCUCUGUGUGGAUUGUGCCAUUAACAGUAAGUUAAGUUCCUCGGAGUCGGGUGCAUUUUACCUGAUCGUUCGAUUGCAUCGUGAAGAUCCGACGAUUCAAAUGUUCAUCACAAGAUAGUUAGCAUGAGCAUGAUGCAGAUUGGCCUUGCCCUGGUGAAAAGCCAUCAUGAAAAUAGUAUACAAUGGCAGGAUAACUGGAUUUUUAUCUUACUGUUAGUUUAAUGUAAUUUAUUGUGCACGGCCUGUACAAAAUUUUUUGCAGAAUCUUCCCUUCGUUAGAGUUUUUUAGCUUUCUAAUUCUUUAUUGUUGUAAUUGACAGAUGAUGUACAAUUAUUUUAGUUUUAAAUGGAAAAAGAAACAUUCA
Molecule: messenger RNA, 2677 nt
Organism: Sesamum indicum (sesame)
Lineage: Eukaryota; Viridiplantae; Streptophyta; Magnoliopsida; Lamiales; Pedaliaceae
Gene: CSLC6
Product: Cellulose-synthase-like C6
Cellular component (GO): Golgi apparatus
Molecular function (GO): glycosyltransferase activity
Source: RefSeq, a predicted model, not a curated record